This is a messenger RNA of Pungitius pungitius (ninespine stickleback), 2172 nucleotides long. It is a transcript of the gene zdhhc12b, whose product is annotated as zinc finger DHHC-type palmitoyltransferase 12b. Gene Ontology annotation, biological process: protein targeting to membrane; peptidyl-L-cysteine S-palmitoylation. Gene Ontology annotation, cellular component: endoplasmic reticulum; Golgi apparatus. Gene Ontology annotation, molecular function: protein-cysteine S-palmitoyltransferase activity. The record is from RefSeq and is a predicted model, not a curated record. Bases 306 to 1118 code for a protein of 270 amino acids. NCBI's taxonomy places the organism in Eukaryota, Metazoa, Chordata, Actinopteri, Perciformes, Gasterosteidae. The transcript has 5 exons.
UAGCGUGACAGUACACGGACGACAACACAAAACAAAUGCAUUAGACCGACGCUGAAAUUCAUGCAUGAUGUUUUUCGACCUACAUUUAGCAUAGUGUGUCACUGAGCCACGCGGCACCGACUCCAGUACAGUUGGGACACCUCAGUCCAGUCGGUCGCAAUACAGCCGUUGUCGUAUCUGGGACGCGAGCCGCCGCACGGGAUGUUAACAAGGCGCGACACCGUCCCAUCCUUCAGCUACUGCUCGUCCUCCGUGUCCGUCUGGAGGCAGCGAUGGACGCGCUAACAUGCUAGCACGCUAGCGUCAUGUUCAAGAAUGUGUUUGGCUCAGGGUUCCUAGUUCGAACAGCUCAUGUGAUUCUGACAUGGGUCAUAACGUUAAUCCUCUUCCUACAUGAUACAGAGCUCAGGAAGCAGGAGGAGACGGGCCAGCUCGUCCAGCCGGUGCUCUUCGUCCUGCUGGUGCUGGUGUCCGUGUUGCUCUAUUUCGCCGUUUCUCUGAUGGACCCGGGCUUCAUCCUGUCUGAUGACCAGGAUGUACAGUUCACACUGGGCGUGACGGAGGAGCAGCAGGACAUGAUCCCACACACCACCAAAUCCCUGCGUCAGCGCCGUUGUGGCCACUGCCUGCUGCAGCAGCCAAUGAGAUCAAAGCACUGCCAGACGUGUCAGCACUGUGUGCGGCGGUACGACCAUCACUGCCCCUGGAUCGAGAACUGCGUUGGCGAGAGGAACCACCGCUGGUUUGUGCUUUACCUCGCCAUCCAGCUGCUGGUGCUGCUGUGGGCGCUGCACAUCGCCUGGACGGGUUUCAGGUACGCACCUGGCUGGCAGCUGUGGCUGCGUAGCAACGGCAUGCUGCUGACCGUGGGGGUGUUGGUGGCGCUGCUCUCGCUGAUCGUGCUGCUCCUGCUGGGCUCCCACAUCUACCUGGUGUCUCUCAACACCACCACCUGGGAGUUCAUGUCACGCCACCGCAUCUCCUACCUAAAACACUGUGGCGCUGAUGAAAACCCCUUCGACCGGGGCACCUUCAACAACCUGUGGUGUUUCUUCUGCGUGUGGCGCACAGUGGUGUGGGAACAGGUGUACUUCAGGGAGGGCAGUGACCAGGUGUAGGAUUACAUGGCAACACCAAAAGGGGUUUCACUCAUAAGCAACCUCUAGCUUUUGGGACCAGAUAGGUCAGUAGAGGAAUUGGGCUUUUGUGUGGUUUACCUUCAUGAAACAUAUGUUGCCCCACAUGUUCCCGUCUUUAGCAUCCCCCCCCCCCCCUCCAGUGGCUGGAGUCCAUUACAGGUUCCGCACCCUGGUUCUGACAGUUGCUUCCCACUAUUCGAGUAUACAGUAGCAUUUCCCUGUGUGACGCUAGUCUCAAAAAGCCCUGCUGGUCUUUAAGCCCCCACCUGAGCCUUCGCUCCUACGUGCUCCACUGGAUCAUUUCUGUGAGCAGUGAACAUUCCCCCCUCCCCUACCAUUCAAUCAUUUUUUAAGUUUUUUCUUGAUACAUGUGAAAUAGUGCAUAAACAUUCGAUACAAAAAGUGAAUAUACUUGUUUUAGGUGCAUGUGUGGUUGCUAUGAAUUCCUGAUUGACAGGUUAAAUAAUUGAUUUUACCGACUUGUUUAAUGUGAUUGCUGUAAUCACUAUUGUGCACAAAGGUGUGACCGGGUCUAUGAUGCAAUGGCUUCACCACGGUUGACAGAGCAUCAUUGUUAUGAAAUACGAAGGUACCUUACUUGUUUUUGGCAUUGAAUCACACCAUGAUGUACAGGACUCUCCAACUUUCAAUGAACAGCAUUUCAAGCUAUUUUAUAUCGCAUAUUAUUUUUUAAGAAUUCCAAACCCAAAAAUGUCUCUAGAUUUUAUAUGACUAUUUUACUGGAGCAACUGGAAGAGCAGUUGCUAAGAGAUUUGUGAGUGCAAUACAUUGGUUGGCAUUUGUGUGUGCAAUAGUAACCUUGUAAGACAGCAAUAAAUGUGUUGAGUUCAAUGCACAGCAGUGUUGUUGGACAAGAUGCAGACUGCCUCCAGAUGGAUUCAUUGAUUGACUGUUUUUUUUAUGAAUUUACAUUUAAAUCCUCUUGGGUACUUCUGAAUUAUAUGCAAUGCUGUCAUGCACUGUUUUUACUACUUUAAAAUGACUUUACAUCAAUAAAUGUUUAUCCUGGUCA